AUGAAUUUGACCUUUACGGCCGACACAGGAGCUACAAGAACAAUAAUUUCUGACAGAAUUUACAACAAGAUCGAUCCCAAGAAAAGGCCGGAAUUAAGAAAAACAGCUUGUUUAACAGGGGCAGGGGAAACUAGAUUAAAAGAGUAUGGAAAAGCAAACGUCAACAUUAUGUUUGGGGACAUCAGCUUGACAAGAGAAAUAAUAGUAGCAGAAAUAGAAGAUGAUGCAUUGCUAGGAAUAGACAUCUUACAAAAUGAUGAAGGAGGGCCAGCAGACCUAUUACUGUCAAGAGGAGUGAUUCUUUUUCAAGGGAAAGAAAUACCAUGUAUUCAGGUGGGCCUGAAAGAAGAAAUCAGAAAAGUUCGAGCUGCAGAUAAUUAUACCAUACCAGGACAGAGCGAGGCCAUAAGAGAUGUCAUGGUAGACAGAUUAGAAAGCGAUGACCUCAUGCAAGACACAGAACUCAUUAUAGAAGCAACAGAUCAUUUCAAAGAGACAUACCCUGUGCACAUGGCAUCUGUUUUGGUUGACAUUAAUACUGCACCGACAUGCAAAAUCAGGAUAUUGAACCCUUUUCUUACAAGUUGGUCGAUAAAACAAGACACCAUUAUAGGGCAAGCAGAAAAGAUAGACCAUAUUAAAGGUACAGUAGUAGAAAAAGAGCAUAGUGACGAGGAAGACAACUUUAUAAGCGUACGAAGAGUUACUAUCAAACAAGAUGAGCCUACAAUAACAAGAGCCACAGAGAUGAACACCAAGAAGAGCUUUGAGGUGCCAAGCCACUUACAAAGUAUUUAUGAAAAUGCAUGUAAAAUUAGGAGUCCUGAAGAAAAGUUAGAAAUUGCAAAACUAUUUUGCCACUUCAAAGAUAGUUUUUCCAAAGAUGACCUUGACCUUGGUGUAACCCACCUAACAGAACAUUCAAUCAAUACAGGAAAUGCAGCACCUAUAAGACAGCAACCAAGACGCGUGCCAAUGGCAUUUGCUGAUUAUGAAAAGAAAGCUAUCAAGAGCUUCUAG
Dreissena polymorpha is the source of this 1020-nucleotide messenger RNA. RefSeq lists its product as uncharacterized. The coding region runs from base 1 to 1020 and encodes 339 amino acids. The transcript has a single exon. The record is from RefSeq and is a predicted model, not a curated record. NCBI's taxonomy places the organism in Eukaryota, Metazoa, Mollusca, Bivalvia, Myida, Dreissenidae. Gene Ontology annotation, molecular function: aspartic-type endopeptidase activity. Gene Ontology annotation, biological process: proteolysis.